CUCCUGAGCCGAGCUGCUGCAAAACGCUCUCCCUUGCUCUACCCCCCACCAGCACCGCAAUACGCAGCCGGUCUGGGGGCCGAAACCGAAAGAGCCGCAGAGCGCCCAGCAGCUCUGCUCCCCCCUGCACUCCUGUGGGCGACGAGGCAGGAGGCCCAUCCGCCAGGCCAGGCCAAGGAGAGCAGCAGCGGGAGCAGCAUGUUCUACGCGGUGCGCAGAGGCAGGAGGAUCGGAGUCUAUCAGACCUGGGAGGAGUGCCGAGAGCAGGUGAACAGGUACCCGGCCGCCAGCUUCAAGAAAUUUGCCAGCGAGGCAGAUGCUUGGUCCUUCGUGGGCAGCGAGGCACUGCAGUCCUCAUCCCAUUCAGCAGGUACUAAUGGCAUAUCUAGUUUAACACAAAAGAGUGACAGCUACUGGAAUGAACUGGAGACAGCAAGCCCAAGUUACAGUAUAUGCAAGAGACCAUAUGAGCAGUCUUUGGAGGAAGAAUCAAACAGAAAACAUGUAAAAUACGAGACCUACUCAGCACCUUCAGUGAGCAAAGAUAAAUUCUCAUAUAUGGGUGACUCUGUAGUUGUUUAUACAGAUGGCUGCUGCUCAAGUAAUGGGCGUCGUAAGGCACGUGCUGGAGUAGGAGUCUAUUGGGGACCAGACCACCCUUUAAAUACUAGUGAUAGGCUUUCUGGACGGCAGACCAACCAAAGAGCUGAAAUACAUGCAGCCUGCAGAGCAAUAGAGCAAGCAAAGAGUCAAAACAUCAAGAAACUGGUUCUUUACACUGAUAGCAAGUUCACUAUAAAUGGGAGGCUCUUGGGCAGAACAAUGACUUUAUAUGAUUUUUGCAUUGCAGGUAUAACAAGUUGGGUAGACAACUGGAAAAAUAAUGGCUGGAGAACAAGCACAGGAAAAGAUGUAAUAAAUAAAGAAGACUUUGAAAGACUUGAUAAGCUUUCAGAGGGAAUGGAAAUUCAGUGGAUGCAUGUUCCUGGUCAUGCUGGCUUUACAGGAAAUGAAGCAGCUGAUAGACUUGCAAGAGAAGGAGCUGGAAAACAAAACUCCUAGCAUGCUAUCGUGACUAGAAAACUUCAUUCUUGCUAACUAAAGACUGUUUAAUCCAUAAGACAGACUCUCUUUUCAGUAUGAAAACUUCCUGUUGGAAUUGUACAAAAUAAAUUAAUUUAAACUUUGUUAUAACUAUUUCUGGUUUAAAAGUUUUAAAUAUAUGCUGUCCUGUAUAAACACACCUACUUUUUUAGGGUGUUCAGGUUACUUGGUUAAUCACUGCUUUGUUGGUAGAGGCUUGUUUAACAAUUAACUGAACAUUCAAAUAUUGGUAAAAGAAAGGUGUCCAGUGUUUUUAGUCCCAGUUUCCACAGUGCCUGUUAAGAAAUUUUUUUAGACAUUCCAUAACUGAGAUAAAACUUUGGGUUUUACAAAGUAUAAUAGUUUCAAAAAGUUUAUGAAGGAAAAUAUGUUGCAAUCUGAAUGCUAGACAGAUGUUUUCCCUUUACCAAGAGUAUUGAAAUAAAUUUAAACUUGAGAUGUUUGAUGUUGUUAUGUUUAUACGCACAUAGUGUAGAAAAUACCAAAGUGCAAUGGUAAUUAUUUGAACUGCAUAAUCCUAUAUAAAACAACUUCCCCAACUGCA
Messenger RNA from Chrysemys picta bellii (western painted turtle), 1648 nucleotides. It is a transcript of the gene RNASEH1, whose product is annotated as ribonuclease H1. Gene Ontology annotation, biological process: DNA replication, removal of RNA primer. Gene Ontology annotation, molecular function: magnesium ion binding; RNA-DNA hybrid ribonuclease activity; nucleic acid binding. The record is from RefSeq and is a predicted model, not a curated record. Lineage: Eukaryota; Metazoa; Chordata; Testudines; Emydidae.